GUGACGGUGCAGUUCAUGUUGUCAUUGGCCCAGCUCAUCAGUGUGCAUGAGAGGGAGCAGAUUAUGACAACCAACGUCUGGCUGACUCAGGAGUGGCAGGACUAUCGGCUGACGUGGGUGCCGGAGGAGUUUGACGGAAUGCUGAAGGUCAGACUGCCCUCCAAACACAUCUGGCUCCCCGACAUCGUCCUCUACAACAAUGCGGAUGGCAUGUACGAGGUGUCCUUCUACUCCAACGCGGUGGUGUCUCAUGACGGCAGCGUGUUCUGGCUGCCCCCGGCCAUCUACAAGAGCGCCUGCAAGAUCGAGGUCAAGCACUUCCCCUUCGACCAGCAGAACUGCACCCUCACCUUCCGCUCCUGGACAUACGACCGCUCCGAGGUGGACCUGGUACUACGCACGGACGUGGCCAGUAUGGACGACUUCACGCCGAGUGGCGAGUGGGACAUCAUCGCGCUGCCCGGCCGGCGCAACGAGAACAAGGGCGACCCCAACUACGUGGACAUCACCUACGACUUCAUCAUCCGCCGCAAGCCGCUCUUCUACACCAUCAACCUCAUCAUCCCCUGUGUGCUCAUCACCUCGCUGGCCAUCCUGGUCUUCUACCUGCCCUCAGACUGCGGCGAGAAGAUGACGCUGUGCAUCUCGGUGCUGCUGGCGCUCACCGUCUUCCUGCUGCUGAUCUCCAAGAUCGUGCCGCCCACCUCGCUGGACGUGCCGCUGGUGGGCAAGUACCUGAUGUUCACCAUGGUGCUGGUCACCUUCUCCAUCGUCACCAGCGUCUGCGUGCUCAACGUGCACCACCGCUCGCCUACCACGCACACCAUGCCGCCCUGGGUCAAGCUGGUCUUCCUCAACAAGCUGCCCGCGCUGCUCUUCAUGCGCCAGCCACGCAACAGCAGCGAGCGCCAGAAGCUGCGGCACCGCCGGCACGCGGCCGAGAGGCGCCAGGCGGCCCAGGUCGGUGGUCUAGGUGCAGGAGGAGGGGCCACAGCUGGCUCUGGGGCCCGAGGUGGGGGUGGUGGCGUCGGGGCGUUCGGGAAGGAGAACAACAGCGAGGCGUGCACCUGUUACGUCAACCACGCCUCGGUCAAGCAGUUUGGGGGGGAGAUCCUCGGGGGAGGGGUGGUAGGUGGAGCAGGGGAGUCACCCGAUGGGGUGAACGGACUGAGGGAAGGAGCGGGCAGCCGGGAGGGAGGAGGAGGAGGUGGAAGUGGUGGUGGGGGUGGAGGUGGAGGUGGAGGUGUUUCCCCCCUCCAGACGUCGGCACUGACGAGGGGGAAGCAGGUGACGCCUCCUGCGGCCGUGACGCAGGCCCUGCUGGGGCAGGUGGUGCCGGGGCUGGACGAGGCGGUGGACGGGGUGCGCUUCAUCGCCAACCACAUGAAGACGGAGGACGACGACCGCAGCGUGAGCGAGGAUUGGAAGUACGUUGCCAUGGUGAUCGACCGCCUCUUCCUGUGGAUCUUUGUGUUUGUGUGCGUCUUUGGCACGGUGGGCAUGUUCCUGCAGCCCCUCUUCCAGAACGCCACCGUUAAGGUCAUGACCCACAAUCCUGGCUGACCAACCACGCGUCCCGUUGUGCUGACGGACGCCACCCGCCGCCAGUGGCGCGUCAGGAAGGACGAAGGGGGAGGAGGAGGGAGGGGCUGAGCGUGGGGGAGUGUGGAAGCAUUCAGACGACUUUUUGACCUUUUUAUCAAAACCAAUAGGCCUGACUGUAAGAAACUCAGUGGUUGGGUUCAUAUGCAAACUUCUUUCGUAUGGAAACUGCUUUUGAGCAAACAAAAAAAAACGAGAGGAAACAAGUGGAUGCCUCCUCUGCUCUGAGAGACCUCGGCGCAUUAGGGGAAGCUCCCUCCAAUCCCCUCUCUCCUCCCUUUUGAGUGACACACAGCACAAGCCAAUCAGGGAGAGAGGGCACACUUGUUUACUUUGCUCUUCUGGUCAGUCAGCAUUCUGCAAACAGACACUCACCAACAAUCAACCACCCAAUCGCUUGACUGCGACUGAUCUUCAGGCUUUGAUGGAAGACUCGUGAUUGGCUCUCAAGACUGUCAAUCACAAAGACUUGAAAAAAGGAUAAAAAAAUAUGUACCUAUUAUAUUUUGCUUUUACUUUCUAAAAAGUCACUUACCUAAAGACGACCAGCUAACUAUAUUUUACAAUAGUCUAGUACCAUAUCACACUAUUGUGUCUGACAUGUAUAGGAUCCAUAUUAUUUCAUGGUUGCACACAGAGGGUCAGGAUGUCUAUAGUAUGUUUUCUUUUGACGCAGUAACGUAUGAUUCUAUAAAAGCAUAACAGGAAUGUGAUCAUUAUUGUACCACACCAGUUAUAACACACGGAAGCCACAAUGACAUACACCCCCACUAGGGGACAGUACAGAAUAACAGAUACAUGGCUCACACAGGUGGGGGUUGGGGGAUG
Engraulis encrasicolus (European anchovy) is the source of this 2430-nucleotide messenger RNA. RefSeq names its product cholinergic receptor, nicotinic, beta 2 (gene chrnb2). Gene Ontology annotation, molecular function: acetylcholine-gated monoatomic cation-selective channel activity; transmembrane signaling receptor activity. NCBI's taxonomy places the organism in Eukaryota, Metazoa, Chordata, Actinopteri, Clupeiformes, Engraulidae. Gene Ontology annotation, biological process: monoatomic ion transmembrane transport; signal transduction; nervous system process. The record is from RefSeq and is a predicted model, not a curated record. The transcript has 8 exons. Bases 16 to 1563 code for a protein of 515 amino acids. Gene Ontology annotation, cellular component: postsynaptic membrane; synapse; plasma membrane.